UAGAGCAACACUGGUCGCACUAUAGCACACUCUUUUCACUGGUAAUAAUGUUUAGUAGAUAAAUACCAGCACUGGACAUGGAAUUCACGUUUACUGACACAUUUUAUGGGUUUCUGUUUAGCGCCCUACACCUGACACCCCUUGAGAAUGGUACACUCCGCACGUUAAUCUCCAAAACAAAAAUGGCACGAGAACUAACUGGUUGACGUUUACCAUAAAGUGUUGUGUUCGUAUCAAAACCGAAACUUAACCACGGUGUAGCUGAUACAAAACUCUGUGUGAGGUUAUAGGAAUAGAAAAACGAACCGUUGUACCCCUCGGUGUCAUUCAGGCAUGGUAAUGCAAAUGUCAGCUCUAUUUUCAUACAUCAGAGCCCUCCCGCGCACCACUGGCCCUCUGACCCGUGUCCGUGCUGGCUUCCAGGGAGCCGGUGUCAAGUUCAAACACAUUUUAACCCCUGGAGGGCCCCAGCUGGGAGCGAAGCCAGCAAUAAGUCUUUUCCGCGGCCAUAUUAACACUGCCUUCCGAGCUGAAAAGUUUUCAACAACGGCAGCAGUACUUUGGAAGUCCAGCCAAGGGAACGGUUUCUCCUCACUACGGGGGACCAGAGGCUGGCUGGGCAAGGUCGCCUGCGGUGCCGCUCUUGGAGUUAGCACAGUUGCUCUGAUACAGGCUCUCCACACCGGGACCCUGACCGCCAUGGCCCUCAAAGUUGACCUGAACUCCGCUGAGGGAGACUGGAAGGAGACCAGGGAGGUCUUGCUGUCUCUGUCUGUGAAGGACAGGCGUCAGUACUACAGGACUUCUAACUCUGUGCCACUGGACGACAUCCCAGUGUGGACUCCCACUGCAGGUGGUUCUGAGCCAGUUCGCUACCAGAGGAAUGAAAAGCUGGACCAAAAGAUUUCUCUCUACAGCGGCGACAUCACCAAGUUGGAGAUAGAUGCUAUUGUUAAUGCAGCCAACAAGACUUUGCUCGGCGGAGGUGGAGUGGACGGAGCCAUCCACCGCAUCGCAGGUCCAAUGCUAAAAAAGGAGUGUGCUUCUCUGCACGGCUGUGAGACCGGAGAGGCCAAGAUCACCUGCGGCUACGGCCUUCCAGCAAAAUACGUGAUUCACACAGUGGGGCCGAUUGCACAUGGGGGAGUGGGAGAGGAGGAGAAGAAGGCUCUGAGGUCGUGCUACAAGAACAGCCUGAAAACAGCCACUGAAAAUGCUGCACGUUCUGUGGCUUUCCCUUGCAUCUCCACUGGAGUCUACGGAUAUCCACCUGAGCAGGCUGUGCACGAGGCGUUAUCAACUGUGAGGGAGUAUCUGGAUGCACAUCAUGAGAAGCUGGACAGAGUUAUCUUCUGUGUGUUUUUACCGACGGAUAAGGAGCUAUAUCUGCAGAACCUCCCGCUCUACUUCCCUGCUGCUCCCACAGAGUCCACUGUCAAGAGUAAACUCUGAGAGAGUGGAUUUGUCCGAUUUGGUUGCUGUGGAUACACAUCGCUACGCUCAGCAUCCAGA
Monopterus albus (swamp eel) is the source of this 1512-nucleotide messenger RNA. RefSeq names its product mono-ADP ribosylhydrolase 1 (gene macrod1). The coding region runs from base 334 to 1452 and encodes 372 amino acids. Gene Ontology annotation, molecular function: ADP-ribosylglutamate-[protein] hydrolase activity. The transcript has 10 exons. Lineage: Eukaryota; Metazoa; Chordata; Actinopteri; Synbranchiformes; Synbranchidae. The record is from RefSeq and is a predicted model, not a curated record. Gene Ontology annotation, biological process: peptidyl-glutamate ADP-deribosylation; DNA damage response; purine nucleoside metabolic process. Gene Ontology annotation, cellular component: nucleoplasm.